This is a messenger RNA of Aureococcus anophagefferens, 687 nucleotides long. RefSeq lists its product as hypothetical. The transcript has a single exon. The annotation marks the transcript as partial. NCBI's taxonomy places the organism in Eukaryota, Pelagophyceae, Pelagomonadales, Pelagomonadaceae. The record is from RefSeq and is a predicted model, not a curated record.
CUCGCCUACCGCGUCUACGGCGACCGCUCCGGCCCGCGCGUCGCCGUGCACCCGAGCUCCUUCGGCGCCGUCCACGCGGAGCUCGCGUACAACGUGCCGUUGCUGCUCGAGCACGCGGACGCGGUCCUCGUCGCGAACAUGCUCGGCAACGGCGUGAGCAGCUCGCCGUCGACCUGCGCCGCCUACCCGCCCGUCGUGACCGUCGACGACCAGGCGCGCGCGCUGCGGCGCGCGUGCGACGCCGCGUUCGGGCCGGGGCGGACCGUCGACGUCGCCUACGGCUACUCCAUGGGCGCCAUGCAGGCGCUGGCGCUCGCGCGCGGGGGCGGCGUCGCCGCCGUCGUCGCGGUCUGCGGCGCCGCGGGCUGCUCCGACUACAACCGCGUGUUCCUCGACGCGCUCGACGCCGCGCUCGAGGGCGGCGACCGGAGCGCGGCGCUCCGCGCGUUCGCGCUCGUCUACGCGGGCUGGGGCGUCUCCUACGACUUCUACGCGGAGCGGGCCUGGGCGCGCCUGGGGUUCGAGGAUCUCGACGACUUCCUCGAGCGGUCCUACGUCGCCGGCUUCGCGACCGACGACCCGGACGACCUGCGGGCGAUGCUCGCGUGCUGGCGCGCCGCGGCGGAGCGACCGCCGGGUCUGGAGGCCAUCGAGGCGAGGUGCCUGUUCCUGCCCUGCGACACCGAC